Molecule: messenger RNA, 1197 nt
Organism: Erinaceus europaeus (western European hedgehog)
Lineage: Eukaryota; Metazoa; Chordata; Mammalia; Eulipotyphla; Erinaceidae
Gene: RPL7L1
Product: ribosomal protein L7 like 1
Exons: 7
Coding region: 18-788 (256 amino acids)
Biological process (GO): maturation of LSU-rRNA from tricistronic rRNA transcript (SSU-rRNA, 5.8S rRNA, LSU-rRNA)
Cellular component (GO): cytosolic large ribosomal subunit
Molecular function (GO): structural constituent of ribosome; RNA binding
Source: RefSeq, a predicted model, not a curated record
GCUGGGUGAGGUUGCGCAUGAGCAGUAGCGGCGACGUUGGGAAGAUGGCGGCGGGAGAGCCAAAAAGAAAGAUCCCUUUGGUUCCAGAAAAUCUCCUGAAAAAGAGGAAAGUUUAUCAAGCUCUCAAAGCCACCCAGGCAAAGCAGGCACUUUUGGAAAGGAAGCAGCAGAGGAAAGGAAAAGAAAUCAGGUUUAAACGACUAGAAUAUUUCCUACAUGAUUCCUGGCGGCAACAGCGUGACAAAGUUCGCCUCAGACGACUAGAAGUAAAACCUCAUGGCUUGGAGGUGCCAGAUAAACACAAUUUGGCCUUUGUUGUGCGCAUCCAGAGGAUUGAUGGUGUGAGCUUAGAAGUGCAGAGGACCAUUGCAAGACUUCGUCUGAAAAAGAUUUUCAGUGGUGUUUUUUUCAAAGUGACCCCUCAGACCAUAAGAAUGCUGCGUACAGUGGAGCCUUAUGUGACCUGGGGAUUUCCAAAUCUGAAGUCUGUCCGGGAACUUAUCUUAAAACGUGGACAAGCCAAGGUCAAGAAUAAGACUAUCCCUCUGACAGACAACACAGUGAUUGAGGAGCACCUGGGGAAGUUUGGUGUGAUUUGUUUGGAAGACCUGAUCCAUGAAAUUGCGUUUCCGGGAAAGCAUUUCCAGGCGAUAUCAGAGUUCUUGCGCCCUUUCCAGCUUUCAGUGGCCCGUCAUGCUCCCAAGAAUAGAGUGGGCUUCCUCAAAGAGAUCGGUGUGCCUGGCUACCGAGGUGAACGUAUCAAUCAGCUCAUCCGAGAGUUGAAUUAAAUCUAGAAUAUCUGAAAACUAUGCAUUGAUAGCAUGGGUUUUUGGGACUAUCUGGUGUCUUCAAAGAAGAUUACUUUCUGUUAUGUCUUCAGAGACUGGAGGGGAAGGGUCUGAAUAAAAAGACAGCAGCAUUCAUGCAGGCAUAUCUGAUCACAGCUCUGGCUCUACCUUGAAGUUCCUGUGUGUUUCCACAUUGAGCUCUGCUGCCUCUUGAGAAAAUGAGCAAAGAACUCAUACUAUGAAGUAGGACAAGGUUCCUGCUUUGUAACAUCUUCUAUCUUGGGGAUUGAUGCUGGUGGAUGAAUGCCCGAGUGGGUAUACAAGAAAGUGAACUAAGCCCAAGGGCAUAUCUGAACCUGGGAGUUCCCACACCUUCUUUUAUCAUAUAAUUAAAAGAACACAAAAAUAA